CAGGGUAGUAUCUCCACGGCCCAGAAGGGCGUGCAGGGCCGGCCGGCGUCGCCACUGCCCGGAUCUCCCGCCCCUGCCGACCGGUUUCUCUUCUUUCCCACUCCCCCUUUUUUUUGUCUUCCAAACGAAGUGAGGAAAUCGUUUCUGAGCUUUUUGAAAAAAACUUUUAAAGUCAUCUUUCACCUACGAGGUCUGCGUCCCUGGGUCAUGUAGUCUGCACGGGACCCGGGAAUCUGAGAAACUGCAGCGGCGCUGUUGUUUAUGGACCUCUGGGCGGGGGCUGAGCCCUCUGUCUUGCCCCCUGCCCGCCGCCCAGGCCAUGCUGCCCCAUCCGCGCGCGUAGCCGCUGCCGCCGGGCCUCCGCGGCUGAGCCGGGAGCCGAGAGCCGCGGGAGGAGGAGACGCCGGCGGCAGAGCCGGAACGGGAGCGGCGGCGGCGGACAGCGCGCAGGACCCAGUACUAUGGCCAUGUACUGCUAUGCCCUCAACAGCCUGGUGAUCAUGAAUAGCGCCAACCAGGUGAAGAGCGGCGGCGGCCCUCGGUCCAGCAGCAACGAGACGCCCCCGCCGCCAGGGAGGGCCGUGUUGAGCCCCGGCAGCGUUUUCAGCCCCGGGAGUGGCUCCUCUUUCCUCUUCCCCCCAGCUGAGUCUUUGUCACCGGAGGACCCCGGGAGCCCCCUGGGCUGGCGGAGUGGCCGGCGCAGGCUGAAUAGCAGCAGCGGCAGCGGCAGCAGCGUGGGUAGCCCGAGCUGGGCCGGUCGUCUGAGAGGGGAAGGGCAGCAGGUGGUGACCGCCGGUACCCUCUCCCCUCCUGGGCCGGAGGAGGCCAAGAGGAAGCUUCGAAUCCUGCAGCGUGAGCUGCAGAACGUGCAGGUGAACCAGAAAGUGGGCAUGUUCGAGGCGCACAUCCAGGCGCAAAGCUCCGCCACGCAGUCUCCCCGCAGCCCGCGUCUGGGCAGGGCUCGUUCGCCUUCCCCGUGCCCCUUGCGCAGCGUCAGUCAGCCCCCAGGAAGGGUCCCGGUUCAGAGCGAGGAGCGGAGGACCAAGUCCUGGGGGGAACAAUGUCCGGAGACUUCCGAGGUCGAAUCAGGGAGAAGAGGAGGCUCGCCCAGCGUCCGCCUCUCCAAGGACAAGGAGGGAGUAGUGGCACCUUUUCUCCAUCCUGCGGCCCCGUCAGGAUCAGGGGCUCAGGGUCCCAGCGCUUCGGAGAGAAUGGAGAAGGCGCUCCCUGCCAGACCCCACUGUGGCUCACCCACCGCUAUGGAAGUUGACAAGAGGGGCUCUCCUCCGUUGGGAACUCAGAACUCCCCAGCUCCCUCGUUGGGACUGGUCAGAGUGAACUUAACCGUGGACACAGCAGUGGCAGCCCGAGCCACAUCCACCGUUCCGCACCAUCCACACGACCCUGCCUUCAUUGAGCCGUCUGAGAGGGCCCAUGAACUUGGGGGUAUGCACCCCCUGCAGGCCCUGGCCAAGAGUCAGGGGCAGUCUCUUGGCAGUGAGACAAGCCCGGCCCCAGAGAGGGGCGGACCACGCAGCGGAGAGCCCCCUGAGAAGGUGGGGAGAGGAACUCUGUCGGGUGGCAUGCCAGGCUCCCGGGCGCUUGGGGCUGACGGAAGGCCAGAGGAGAGGACUGGGAGCGCACAGAGUCCGGCGGAGCUCCCUGAGGCUCCGACCUGGUUCAGGCAGGGUUCCAGAGGCUCUGCGGGGGCACAGUGUGCGGCCCUAGGCGUCAGGGAGGCACCACUGGCCUGUGACAGAGUGGAUGAAGGGUCCACGACGCUGGGCUUGCUUGGGGGCAGCAGCUCAGCGCAACCAGGGACCCCGGAGGUGGAGGCGGGAGUUCCCUCUGGCGGAAUGCUGGAGCCUUUGCCCUGCUGGGAAGCAGCAAAAGAACUGAAAGAACCCCAGUACUUUCCUGGGGACAGGGUGGGCGUGCAGCCUGGGACCUCCAGGGUUUGGCUGGGCCCCAUGGAAGAAGCCUGUCUGGCCUGGACGUGUGGCACAGCAGUGCAAUCCAAGGGGACUUGGGGAGGCCAGCCACAGGGCAGAGACGCCCACCUCAGCCCAGACCGGCUAUCCCCAGCACAGAAGGACAAACCUUCCCUGGGAGAGGCCUGUGGCCGAAACAGCAUCCCCGCUGUCAUCAUCACAGACAUGGGUACAGAUGAGGAUGCCCAGGAGGACAGGGCCUUGGAGGAGGCGCAGGGAAGCCCCCGGGGCAGCCUGCCACUGAGGAAACUGUCGUCUUCCUCUGCCUCCUCCACUGGCUUCUCCUCCUCCUAUGAGGACUCGGAGGAGGACAUCUCCAGUGACCCUGAGCGCUGUCUGGACCCCAACUCUGCCUUCCUGCAUACCCUGGACCAGCAGAAGCCCAGAGUGAGCAAAUCAUGGAGGAAAAUAAAAAACAUGGUGCACUGGUCUCCGUUUGUCAUGUCCUUCAAGAAGAAGUACCCCUGGAUCCAGCUGGCAGGACACGCAGGGAGCUUCAAGGCGGCUGCCAACGGCAGGAUCCUGAAGAAGCACUGUGAGUCGGAGCAGCGCUGCCUGGACAGGCUGAUGGCCGACGUGCUGAAGCCCUUCGUGCCUGCCUACCAUGGGGACGUGGUCAAGGACGGGGAGCGCUACAACCAGAUGGACGACCUGCUGGCUGACUUCGACUCGCCGUGCGUGAUGGACUGCAAGAUGGGCGUCAGGACCUACCUGGAAGAGGAGCUCACGAAGGCCCGGAAGAAGCCCAGCCUCCGGAAGGACAUGUACCAGAAGAUGAUUGAGGUGGACCCAGAGGCCCCAACCGAGGAGGAGAAAGCCCAGCGGGCCGUGACCAAGCCACGGUACAUGCAGUGGAGGGAAACCAUCAGUUCCACGGCCACCCUUGGGUUCAGGAUUGAGGGCAUCAAGAAAGAAGACGGCUCUGUGAACCGGGACUUCAAGAAGACCAAAACGAGGGAGCAGGUGAUUGAGGCCUUCAGAGAAUUCACUAAAGGGAACCCGAACAUCCUGAUUGCCUACCGGGACAGGCUGAAGGACAUCCGGGCCACCCUGGAAAUCUCUCCCUUCUUCAAGUGCCACGAGGUCAUCGGCAGCUCCCUUCUCUUCAUCCACGACAAGAAGGAACAGGCCAAGGUGUGGAUGAUCGACUUUGGGAAAACCACGCCCCUGCCCGAGGGCCAGACCCUGAAGCACGAUGUCCCGUGGCAGGAAGGGAACCGGGAGGACGGUUACCUCUCGGGCCUGAACAACCUCAUUGACAUCCUGACGGAAAUGUGCCCCAGUGCCCCGCUCGCCUGAGGCCACCCUCCGCCCCGCCUCACCACCGCCCUGGCCUCUUCUCGCCCUUGCUUUCCUUCUCCUUCUGAAUUUUUCCUUCACGUCCCCACUGGGUGCAAGCCCCAGAACUGACCCUCCUGAUCGAUCGGCACUACAAGACACUUUGUAGAAGAGAUGAGAUUUUCUAGUUAAUUCCUAAUUGAGGGGCUUGGAGCUGGGGAUUCCACUUUCUUUGUCAGUAGGAUCUCCUACUAGCAGAGAAAUGCGCAAACCCAGGCUUGGCCACCUGCUGGGAGGCCAGUAGGGUUUAGAGCUGGGGGAGGCUCAGGCAGCCAUGGAGUUCCUGGCUCCAGAGGGGACCCUAACAGAAGAGCACCCCAGCCUCUGGGCAGGUUACCUAUGGGGGCCUGCUGCCCCCUGGUGGCGGGUGCGGAUGAUGGCACUGUUUGGUGUGGCCUGGUUCUGCCUUACCCUUUGGGGAUGGGCUGACUGUUGCUCUGGAUGUGGUGGCCUGCUGCCAGGCUUUCUGGUGUUUGGGGCACAAAACCACUGGGAACAGAAUGUCGGCCAUGAAUGAAAGACUCUCUGCUUAUCAGCCGAGGGACUCCCAGAGAUGCCCUGGUGGCCUUUGUAAGUCUGCCAAAGCAGGGACCCCUCCCAUUGGGUAUUGAAACACCCCAGCACUGGGAUAGACCCGGGAUCCAAAAGUCCCAGGUCCAACUUGACUGUGCCCUUGACAUUGAGCUUCCUGGGAGGGCACAGGCCGGAGCUUUGUUCUUCCUUCUGUGGUCUUGGCAUGAAUUCAGGGGGACACGCGGCAAACCUGAGCUUUCAGAGAUGUCCCCUGACCCCCCAGGGCCUUCCACAUGUGCCUCCCACCUGUGCCUCCCACUCCCCUCCUUACUUUGAGAGGUCCUGAGGGCUGGAUGGCAGCGGGCCAGGGCCCAGGCAGCCCCAAGGGAAGGCAGAACCUGCAGAGGACACUCCACUCCUGUCCUCUCACCUCCCCGCUUCCUAGUGCCAGCUGGUCCCCCUGAUGCACACUCGGGGCUCUCAUAAAACCCAGAGUGUCCAGCAGUUAUGGGGGCAGAGCCUCAGGCCAGUACUGAGCAAGGAGGAAGCAGGACAUUGGCUCACUGGCAUCAUUUUCCCCCUGAAAUAGCAACCUGGAGGGCUUAGACCCAUUUCCCAGAUGUGGUGUGGGCAGCUUCCAGAAUAUGUGGAAGGUGCCAGGCAUCUCUUCCUGGGGUUACUAGGUUGUUUGAAGAUUCAUAGGGAACCACUUGUAAUCCAUAUUUUAGUUGUAAAGCAAGUAGGUGUGUAUUAUUGAGAAGGAUGUAAAUCUCACAUGACUUUUAAAGAACAAAACUCCAGCUCUGUGGCCAGUUGGUGCUGUGGCCCAGUUGCUCACCAGUGCUGCAGGAGGCUGGACCCAUUGCUCUGCAGGGAGAUGCUCCAGGGACACAUGGAGUGGAUGUGUCCCCAGGUGUGUGUGCCUGGAGGACCAGUCCACAGGGGGGGCUUCCUGGGCUGCCCCCUGUCACCUCAGGGUCUCUGAGGGAACUGUCAACUUGCCCAUGUGACUUACGUUUCCCUUUUCAUCCUGGGUGAGUGACAGUUGGUGGGGGCAGAGGGUGGGACACACGAGGAUGUGUAAGUUCAGAUUUUAAAAAAGGAAAUCACUUUUCAACUUCCUGGCUCUUGUUCAAAACAGCAGUGAGCUCCAGUGUGGGCUGACUUGCUAAAGGUCACACCCCCGCCUGGCUGAGCACUAGAGAGCUCGUGACACCACGUGACCCUAGAAGGCAAAAGUGCCCAAGUCAGCUCGGGGUCUGGGAGCUGUGGUCAGCUGGGUCAGAAGGGACCCCGGGGGUCUGUGCUGCAACUGUCUGGGACAUCAUGAGUUCAGAUGUAAAGCCCCACUAGCGGCUGGCCGAGUUACCCUCAUUCUAUCUAUGAAAAAAUGUUUGUUAAGCAAAAUAAUGCUAUGAACAAAAAUUACAGGGGACCAGCUUAACCAACUGAAGAGAACAAACUUUCCAAGCACUUUAAGCAGACGCCAGUUGUUUGCAAACAGUGUGCUAAUAUACAAGUGAUUUGUUCAUUAAAGGUGCCCCAGAGGGCCUCCUCUUGGCAGUUCUUUGCUUUGGGUGACAAGUAUAUAUGUGAAUGGUAGAAAGUGGUAUCUCUGUGGGGUUAUUCUAUUACUUAGGGAUUUGAGGGGUUUGUAUUUCCCAUGCUACUUCUGCACACCUCUCUCACACCCCAUUCUCCCCGCUGUCCCCCACUCUUCUGUUGUCCAAGCGGGAUGGAUGGAUCCUGGAAUGGGAUUCAGGCAGUCUGGAAACCUCCCCCAGCCAGCCCGGUCCAGGUGGGGACCCCCUGGGUCCUGGCCCUGCAGGUGUCAGGAGGGAGGGACGAGGUGUGCACACCUGCACACGAGUGGGUGGCCCCGUGGGGCCCUGGGGCUCCUGGGGUUCAGCACUGCUCAGCAGUGGAGGGGGGGUUCUCAACUGCUUGUCCCAAAUGUGCUUUCAGUAUCAUGUAAGGUUUUUAAGUUAUAUUUAUUUUGUGGGUUUUUCAAUUGCACAAAACACUAAGUCUGAGAGGCUGGAUGUUGUUUCUCCUUUAAAGCUCUGCCUUCUUUCUGAACGUCUUUUCCCAUCCAAUGGAAAGAGCCCAGAUGUAGCCUUGGCUACUGUCCCCCUCCCCUCCCUACUCCCCAUGGACUCUCCACUGUUAGCUGUAUUUAGCUUUGAGUUUCUCUGCGUCUGGUCAACCCCCGUGUGUAUAUAACCCAGGCCCCUGCUUAGGAAGAAGCAAGGUGCUCUCCCCUGCCAGUGCCUUUUUCUGGAGAGGAAGACGCCCCCGGGUGUUCUCCUUUCCUCUGCACCCCUCUCCUUGCCACACCUUGGAGAAAACUGAGCUGUUACAGACCCUCGCAGCGUGCCUGUCAAACAGACUUUACAUGCCCUGUACCUUCCUGAAUAAAGGCCCUGGAG
Molecule: messenger RNA, 6271 nt
Organism: Budorcas taxicolor (takin)
Lineage: Eukaryota; Metazoa; Chordata; Mammalia; Artiodactyla; Bovidae
Gene: ITPKB
Product: inositol-trisphosphate 3-kinase B
Exons: 8
Coding region: 462-3290 (942 amino acids)
Biological process (GO): inositol phosphate biosynthetic process
Cellular component (GO): nucleus; cytoplasm
Molecular function (GO): inositol-1,4,5-trisphosphate 3-kinase activity; inositol tetrakisphosphate kinase activity
Source: RefSeq, a predicted model, not a curated record